CAGCAGCAGCAGCAGCUGGAGGGAAGGGGCAGAGGAAGCUAUAAAAGUCCCUGGCUCUGCCUCUUGCACACUUUGGCGCCAAAGGAGUGGGACCUUUCUUUGGAAGGGCUCUGGAUCCGCUGGCAACUUGAGAGAGAAGCUGGAGCCCCCCUUCCCUCCCAGCCCUUGAAGUUGGCCCUCCAAGACUUGGACGGCGGAGGGGCAGGCCUUGGAGACCCUCUUUCUCUGCUCCUCUGCCAGAAGGAGCAGCCACGGCCAGGAGCAGGAGGAGGAGAUCUUCCUGCCCUGCUGGCUCCCCGGCUCCGGGGAUGCCGUGAGGGGCUGGGCAUGAGGGCCAACGGGAGCCUGGGGCCCAACGGCUCUUCCUGGCCCCCCUCCUCCUCCUCCUCCCCCUGGGAGCGUCCCCCUUGGGUGGCCUCCACUCUGGCCGCCAUCCUGAUCUUCACCAUCGUGGUCGACAUCCUGGGCAACCUGCUGGUCAUCCUCUCCGUCUACAGGAACAAGAAGCUGAGGAACGCCGAUGUCUUUUGAACUGCUUCUGGUUAUCUUGGGGAACAAUGGAUGACUGGAGAAACAGCUGGAUCAUUGCAAGCAUAAUUUCACUUUUAGAAGACAGUCAACCAACAGGCAAACUCAAGAUAUGAAUGGAAGAGGAUGAACGAUGGAUCACAAUGGAGAAUUGUAUUUCAGAUUUGCCUAUCUUCAGGUAACUUAAAUGGAAACGUCUUUGUUGUCAGUCUAGCUGUUGCUGACCUGGUAGUGGCCAUCUACCCAUAUCCUCUGGUCCUGACAUCUCUCUUUCACAAUGGAUGGAACCUGGGAUACCUGCACUGUCAAAUCAGUGGUUUUCUCAUGGGCCUAAGUGUUAUUGGGUCCAUCUUCAACAUCACUGGAAUUGCUAUUAACAGGUAUUGCUACAUUUGCCACAGCCUCAAGUAUGACAAGUUCUACAGUGACAAGAACGCUUUAUUCUACGUCAUACUUAUCUGGGUCUUGACAUUUGUUGCCAUUGUGCCCAACCUUUUUGUUGGAUCCCUUCAGUAUGAUGCCAGGAUCUACUCAUGUACCUUCUCCCAGUCAGUGAGCUCUGCAUACACAAUAGCAGUCGUAUUUUUCCAUUUCAUGCUCCCUAUAGCCAUUGUUACAUUUUGCUACUUGAGAAUAUGGAUCCUCGUCAUUCAGGUACGGAGAAGAGUGAAACCUGAUAACAAACCCAAACUGAAGCCACAUGACCUUAGGAACUUUGUUACCAUGUUUGUGGUCUUUGUACUUUUUGCCGUCUGCUGGGCUCCUUUGAAUUUUAUAGGCCUUGCAGUGGCUGUUGAUCCAGAAACAAUAACGCCCAGGAUUCCAGAGUGGUUGUUUGUUUCUAGUUACUACAUGGCAUAUUUCAACAGCUGCCUUAAUGCUAUCAUUUAUGGACUUCUGAACCAGAAUUUCAGAAGAGAAUAUAAACGAAUCAUUGUGACAAUUUGUACAGCAAAAGUUUUCUUCCAGGACAGCUCUAAUGAUGCAGUCGACAGGAUGAAAAGCAAACCCUCACCACUGAUCACAAACAACAAUUUAGUGAAGGUUGACUCAGUGUGAAAAGAGAAACCUUGUCACUGACAAUUUACCGAUGUGUAACGUGCAACAUUUAAAGGCUAUGUCUGUUAGCCUCAUGGUUCAAUUACUGCAAUGAAACUUUGAUCCACAAAUGUACUCAGAAGAGGAUAUCUGUACAGGAUUUUUGAGCCAAAGCAACAAUUUUGAAAUAAAUGUCCUCCUAUUGCACUAUAUGUUAUUAUAUACAGUGGGCAUAAUCCAACCAAAAUCAACUAUCUACGACCCAUUGAUGUCAGUGGGACAGUUAAAUAUGAUGUUAAAUUUCUACCAUUGACAUUAAGGAGACUAAAAUGUUUUUCUUUGGCUGGAUAAUUCCUAGUGAUUCACUGACACAAUGACAGUCUUAAAGUGCAAUCCUGUCCUUGUUGUCUUAGAAGAAAGUCCCAUUGAAAUCAGUGGGAUUUACUUCCAUAUAAAGAGGUGUAAGAUUUGCAGCUAUAGGCAAUUAGAAUUACCUAGCAAAUAGUUGUCAGUCUUUCUUUUAAUUUAGAUAUACAAUAGAGAUGGACUGGAACUAAUAGAGACAUGUUGCUUGGUGGUGUUUUUAUUUAUUUUUUAAUAAAAUAAAAAUAAAAGCACCACCCAAAUCUUAAUCUAAAGGUGCAAAGCAAGGUUCUCAUAGCAAAACUGUCCAUCCUCAAUACUUGCUCAAGUAAAAUAGAUAUUAUGAAUGAGAAAAAAUACGUGUUACACCAGGUGGUAGACAGUUAAAACCAAACCGGUGCUUACAAAUUAUCUGGGAAUAUAUGUCAGGAAAUCAAUGAAUAAAAAGUUAUGGUGUCAAAUGACAAGAAACCACUAAUGAGGAGUAAGCAAUAAAGGACAAAAGCAUGCAUAGUCUGUCACAUUUGUGCAUGUGCAGAGCCUCGAAGUAACUAGUUCCAAAUAAUAAGUUAAUUUAAAUUUAUUGCAUUUUCCAAUAAGAAGGUUACAUUACAAUUGUACAGUUCCAUUACAAUCAUAAUGUAAUGAGGAAUAAUUUUCCUCCUUUUACAAAUAAACUAUAACUGUUUUGCUAUUGCUUUCAUAGUUACAUGGUAGCAUGGCCUCACUACUCAGGUGUGUUUUGUACUACAGGCCUUUGGCUCGUGGCAAGAUAAUGCUUUGUUUUUAAAAGUCAGUAAAACUAUUUUAUCUACUUUGGAAUAAUGAGACAGUAAAGAGUUACUUUUUAAAUUCGUAGCUAACAGGCACUAACUAGUCUGAGGGCCUUGGAAUUGUAUAACUGCUUUUAUAAAGUAGCUUCCAAGCUUUGUGUGUGUGUGAGGAAAUGGAAGGUGCACAAAGAAAUCUCUAAGGAUGAAUGGCCUUUCAAGCCUCAGUGAUAAGGAAGGGUGAGACAGGUGAAUGACUGAGUCUCUUUUCAAGAGCAAAUAUGUAGCGCAAAGGAUUCUCUUCUCAUGGUAGCAGUAAAGGAUCCUGUGGCUCUUGCCUGUUAAGAUGAACUUUAUAAAAUACUGAAAUCAGAGAUAUUCAUAUUAAAUUCCAUUAUUAUAUCUGCCAUAAAUGCCCAGGUGGGGAGUAGAAAGUCUAGAAAACCGCCUACAUUGGUGAAGAUGGAAGCCUUUGUUAGAGGGAGACAAAGAUCAGAGAUGUCCAGUUAUGUCACAGAAGCAUUUGUUGCCUAUGCUCCUUUAUGGUGAUACAGAUAGAAACAAUGUGAAGCAUAGGUAUAUACCAAAUGAUAAUUUCCAUGUAUCUGAUGGUUUGGCUCAAGGUGUGUCCAAAUACCCCUUUCAAAUUCUCCCCCUUCUGUUAAAAGUAUUCUGUUUCAAAAUGUGCUACUACAUUAAGCCAAAAAUACUAUACUUUCUAGAUUUCUAGACAACCACUGUGUUGGUCAACAGUAUCCCAUAUUAGUUCAAACCCAUCUCUUGGUUGGGGCAAGUGGAUAAAUAGUUUGACCUAUGUUAUUGUAAGUUCAUGUUGUACAGUGUAGUGAAACACUUUAGAUACAAUGCCUUUAAAAGUGCUAAAUAUUUAUCAUAUUCUAUAGACUAGGCAUAAUCUCAAAAAUAGCUCUUACUUCCUAAGGGAAUAAUAUUACUGUACAAUUUAACAUAGCUCAUGGGGCAAAUAGGGGGAAAAACCUUUCAUACAUACUUGAAACUUAACAUUUGGUCAACUGAAUGGGUGUUUUUAUCUUAACAAGAAUCUUGUGUUGUUAUUACUUUAUGCUCACUUUACAUUUGGAAUGGCAUUAUCACAGCAGCAACCGCCACUUUUUAACGUCUGAACAAGCCAGGCAAUGAAUUUCUUGAAGCACUUUGUUUACACUUAAACCAUGCUUGCAAACCAAGCCAUCGUGUAAAUAAUCAGUGCUCUUCUCUUGUGACAUCGUGUGGUAUGACUGACCAAAUUCUAUAUCACAGCUUCCUUCACUGUGAUUCCAUCCUUAGAGGAUGCUUAGUUGUGUACUGGCAUUGCUUUGUAUGUAGUGAUAUCAAACAAUUAAGGGGGGGUCAAGCUACCCAAUUUUAAUCAUUUAGGAGAAAUACACAGUUUGAAAUCUUAACAAAAUUUUUGCCUUACUUAAAUGAUACUAUGACUAAGAAUAAAAUUAUGUUUCAUGAUCCAUCUGACGAGUAGCAUAAAUUAUUUAUAAAAUAAAUAAAUAAAGUAGUUGCAGUAGUCUGAUCUGUAUUUAGUAUAUUUUAAAAAGAGGUUUCUUAUUCCCCUCUCGAAUCUGGAAGCUCAAAUCAAAACUAUACAUCCUUUGCUCAAACUGGUAUAUAUCAAUCAAUGCGAGUUAUCAGAAAAACUAACAGUGUGACCUGAUGCCUGUCUACUCAUAAAUAAUUCUCAUUGUGUUAAACAGGAAAUACUGCCAAGUAAGUGGCUAGCAGGUUUCAGCUUGAAAUCUCUAAGCCUACUAUCCUACACCCAUUUUCUUGAAAGUAAGCCCUGUUAAGUUCAGUACGAUUUAUGUAUGAGUAGGCAUCCAUAACAUUGCACUUAAAAUAUAUAUAUUUUUAUUAUAAUUGUGAAAAAAAAAUGAUUUGCUAUAUGCAAUAAAAACAUACAUUAUGCCAAAGGUCUAUAUUUUGGUGUAAAGGCCAACUAUUAAAAUGGAUAGCAUUUUCAGAUCUGAUAUUUUAAAAUAUUUGUAUUAAAUAUAAAGUCACGGAAAAUAUGCAUGUUGGUGAUGUUAACAAGCUGCUAAAUAUAGCAAUAAUUUUAAAGACCUAUCUAUUCUUUCUAAGUUCUUCAUUUUGUGUGUGUGUUUGUGUGUGUGUGUGUUUAAGGAAUUCCCCCAGAGUCAUGUGUAUGACCAGCUGGAGGGAAUUUUUUAUCAAAACUGCUUUCCAUAAUUAUUUUAUCUUUUAAGAUGUUUCAACUGCAAAAAAGGAAUAUAUCAACAAUUUAUUGGUAUGUUGCUAUCCUGUUAUUUCAGACAAACCAGUUUUCAAUUACAUGUUCUCUUUCUCCAAAACAAAUUCAUUAAAAUUUUAGAAGGUAGGCCUAAAUUCCAAUGUCACAAAAUUUAAUAUUCAUGGUAAUUCUGGGACGUUGCCCUCACCCCACCGUGGCUGAAAUGCUUCAGAGGGUAUUCCAACAGUCUGGCAUAUGUGGGGGCUACAGGACGUUGUGGAGAAAGUGCUAUCCCUUCUGUUUCUUCCCACAGAAACACCUUUGUUUCACAUCAAAACGCCACAAUAUGCUACAAAUUUGUAUUCCCUUUCUCAAAAUCUUUUCAAGUUCAUGUAUGUAUUUCUAAAAUUGUCAUCAUAAAUACAGGAUUGAAUCUAGCAGAUCUUCUAUAGAUCCCUCUUUUUACAAUAAAUAUAUAACAAAAGCUUCAAAUACGUAGUCUCCAACAUUGCAAGAUAAACAUGAGGAGACAUGUAGCCAAGCAGCAUUCAAGUGUGCUCAAGACAGUAACGGUUAUUAAUGAGGAAAGGCUACAGAAAUUU
Molecule: messenger RNA, 5519 nt
Organism: Sceloporus undulatus (fence lizard)
Lineage: Eukaryota; Metazoa; Chordata; Lepidosauria; Squamata; Phrynosomatidae
Gene: MTNR1A
Product: melatonin receptor 1A
Exons: 3
Coding region: 655-1587 (310 amino acids)
Biological process (GO): G protein-coupled receptor signaling pathway
Cellular component (GO): membrane
Molecular function (GO): melatonin receptor activity
Source: RefSeq, a predicted model, not a curated record